Arachis duranensis is the source of this 2302-nucleotide messenger RNA. RefSeq names its product cellulose synthase-like protein G2. Gene Ontology annotation, biological process: cellulose biosynthetic process; plant-type primary cell wall biogenesis. NCBI's taxonomy places the organism in Eukaryota, Viridiplantae, Streptophyta, Magnoliopsida, Fabales, Fabaceae. Bases 42 to 2264 code for a protein of 740 amino acids. Gene Ontology annotation, molecular function: mannan synthase activity; cellulose synthase (UDP-forming) activity. The transcript is spliced from 8 exons. Gene Ontology annotation, cellular component: plasma membrane; trans-Golgi network. The record is from RefSeq and is a predicted model, not a curated record.
UAAAACAUUAUAUUAUAUGUCAGAGUCUGUAGGGAACAGAAAUGGAGGACUCUCCUCUUCACAGCAGCCAUGUCCACAAGCUCUUACUUGUCACAAACAGAGUCCACAUGCUUCUCCACUCCACAGCCUUAUGCUUCAUGUUCUACUACAGAUUCUCUUUUCUUUUCCAACCGCCUCACACCACAGAAAGCCUCUUGUUUCCAUGGCUCCUUGUCUUUGCUUCAGAGAUCAUUCUCUCCUUUAUAUGGAUCCUCGGCCGUGCGUAUCGGUGGCGUCCCGUCUCGCGCACCGUCUUUCCGGAGAGGUUGCCUGAAGAUCACAAACUUCCUGCUGUUGAUGUGUUCAUAUGCACUGCUGAUCAUACUAAGGAGCCUACUUUUGAGGUGAUGAACACUGUCCUAUCUGCCAUGGCCCUUGAUUAUCCUCCUGAGAAGCUCAAUGUGUACCUUUCGGACGAUGGGGGUUCCUCUGUUACCUUGCAUGCAAUGAGGGAGACUUCCAACUUCGCAAGGUUGUGGAUUCCAUUCUGCACAAGGUACAGAAUUAAGAGCAGGUGCCCCAAGGCUUUCUUUUCUUCUUCAGAUGAUGAUGAGUCUGAUUUUGUAAGAAGCAGUUUGUAUGUGGAAGAUAAGAAGCAGAUUGAGGAAAAAUAUGAGGUCUUUAAGGAAAAGAUUGUGUCAUUCAGAGAUAAUAUGGCCAUUCCAAGAGAUGAUCCUACCAUAAAUGUUCAAGAUCACCCUCCUUGCAUUGAGGUUAUGGAAGGUAAUAUCUUUGAUGAUGCAGAUAAUGGCAAAAUUCCUCGCCUUGUGUAUGUUUCCCGUGAGAAAAGACCAUCUCAUCCCCACCAUUUCAAGGCUGGAGCACUCAAUGUCCUUCUCCGAGUAUCUGCUGUGAUUAGCAAUUCUCCCUACAUUCUAGUUUUGGACUGUGACAUGUUCUGUAAUGAUCCAAGUUCAGCGCGAUACGCCAUGUGUUUUCACCUUGAUCCGAAGAUAUCAUCCUCCUUAGCUUUUGUUCAGUUUCCUCAGAAAUUUUACAAUGUCAGUAAGAAUGACAUCUAUGAUAGUCAGCUGAGAUCAAUAUUCACGCUUCAAUGGAGAGGUAUGGACGGGCUUAAGGGUCCAGUAAUGUCUGGUACAGGCUUUUAUAUAAAAAGGGUGUCACUUUGUGGAAAUCUCAAUAUCAAAGGGACUGAUCUGACUCAACUUAAAGAAUAUUUUGGUUCAUCCAAUGAGUUCAUCAAAUCACUUACUCAAAACUACACAAGUGAUUCCGCUUCUGGUGGGAAUGCAUUACUAGAAGGAGAAACUCACUUAUUGGCUUCUUGUGAAUAUGAAAUCAGUACUAAAUGGGGACAAGAGGUUGGUUUCUUAUACGAUAGUGUUGUGGAAGAUUAUCUCACUGGAUUCAUAUUGCAUUGCAAUGGAUGGACUUCAGUCUUCUGUGAACCAUCUAGGACACAGUUCCUAGGAUCAGCUACAACAAAUUUGAAUGAUGUGUUAAUCCAAGGCACUAGAUGGUACAGCGGUUUAUUUGAAAAUGGUAUAAACAAAUAUUGCUCUCUUAUAUAUGGUACCGGUCCUUCAAGGAUGCCAGUCCUUCAGAGACUAUGUUUUGCAGAACUCACAUAUUUCCCUCUUUAUUGCUUCCCUCUAUGGUGUUUUGCCACCAUCCCUCAGCUCUGUUUACUUCAUGGAAUUCCCUUGUACCCCAAGGUUGGAGACCCAUUUUUCAUCAUAUUUGUAUUCAUCUUUGUAUCAGCUCUUUUAAAUCAUUUGGAGGAAGUCCUCAUAACAGGAGGAACACUUCACAAAUGGAUGAAUGAGCAGAGGAUAUGGAUGAUGAAAUCAAUUACUUGUCAUCUAUACGGGUGUUUGGAUGCACUGCUAAAGAAAGUAGGUAUAAGAGAAGCAAAUUUCUUGCCAACAAACAAAGUAGCGGAUGAUGAACAAACUCAGCUGUACCAAAUGGAUAAAUAUGAUUUCCGAGCAUCCAGCAUCUUCAUAGCUCCAAUGCUUGCCGUCAUCACGAUCAAUAUAUGUUGCUUUCUGGGUGGAGUCUACAGAGCGGUAUUUGUUGGUAGUUGGGACAAGAUGUUUGUGCAGUUUUUCAUUGCAGGUUUCAUCAUUACCGUUAACUACCCUAUAAUUGAAGGGUUGGUAAUAAGGAAGGACAAGGGACGCAUUUCAAAGUUAUUAGCCAUAUGUGUUAUCAUUGCUACCAUGAUUCUUUUGGGAUGUUUUACACUUCUAAGCUCUGUGUAAUGAUAUCGUCUACAAUUAAUAUACAAAUACUAAAAUGA